This is a messenger RNA of Nematostella vectensis (starlet sea anemone), 1303 nucleotides long. RefSeq names its product ectin. Bases 327 to 1073 code for a protein of 248 amino acids. The transcript has 8 exons. Gene Ontology annotation, cellular component: extracellular region. NCBI's taxonomy places the organism in Eukaryota, Metazoa, Cnidaria, Anthozoa, Actiniaria, Edwardsiidae. The record is from RefSeq and is a predicted model, not a curated record.
UGGCUUCGGGCGAAAUACAGUUUAACCUUCCGCUGCUAUAUGACUUAUCAAGGCUUUUAUUGCGGCUUUGGACCCGCACUUAUCUCUGUUUGGAAGUAAAGUGUGUAUAGGUCUGUUUGCUGCGGAAGAUGUGAAGGCGCAGGUGUCUGUUGGGCAACGCCUCGCAUAACCCGACAACGCGCGUACAUCAUAGCAUCAGUCUUCUCCUUGGCGCACGAACGACUUGGACUGGCUUUGACUACUGGGCUUCCUCAGGGUGUCAGGGUGAUUCGUCUCGUGUAUUCGCCUUGGAAGAUCCUCCUUAUUGAAAGAUUUAUUGCCAGAAAAUGCUGUCCAGUCUGGUCAUCCUCAGUCUGCUAGGGGUCACGUGCCAUGGAUUCCCUCCCAGUCCCCCAAAGGCGCCGGAUACAGUCGAGGCUGUGGCUAAACGCGCAUUUUGUCCCGAGGGGGGAGGGGACAAGAAAGCGGGUUGUACCUACUGGAGGAAACUCGGGUACUGCGAACCUGGCAAGGGCUACUUCGACUUCAUGGAAAAAACUUGCCCUGCUUCAUGCGGCCUCUGCCAGCCACGCCCAACUCCACCACCACAAGCCGCCCUCGCGACAGUGAAUAAACAGGAGUGCUUAAAAGCACAUAACACAAAGCGUGCCCUACACGGAGCUAGACCGCUGACCUGGGAUAAUUCUCUGGCUCGUGAUGCCGGAAAGUGGUCGCUGUUGUUGGCCAACAGCAACACGUUCAAGCAUGCGCCUAAUAGCGACGAGGGCGAGAACCUUUACUACAUAUCUAAAGUAUCUGCAAGCCCGGUCACAUGUGUUGAAGCGGUCAAGGCCUGGUAUGACGAGGUCGUAGAUUAUCCAUUCAACAACCCACCAGAGAGUGUCUUUCAAGUUUCAGGCGCGCCCAUUGGACACUUUACACAGAUCGUGUGGAAGGACACUCGGCGUUUGGGCGUGGCUAUCGCGCGGAUCAAGCGCGGGUUGUGGUACAGCACUUACAUUGUCGCGCGGUACUCCCCACCAGGUAACUACAACGGCGAGUUCACGCAACAAGUCGGCAGCAUUCGCGCAUAAGGGCACCACUUCAGCGCAUGCGCAAGGAGGAGAUGGAACCUGGUGACGUCACGCGAUGUCGUGUCUUAUCACAGAUGGAUAAAGACAGUGCUGCAAAGCUAUAGCAUGAUUUCUCUAUGAUUUUUGGGGCCCCCGCCCCUCAGCCAGUAGCCAGCCCGUAUAUGUAUUGGGUAUGUAAAACAACAUUAACAAGGACAAACAUUAAUAAAGAGAAAUACAUUACAUAUCAA